GCCGCCGCCGCCGCCGCCGCCACGCGCUGGCGUGACUCCCGGCCCGCGCCCUCCCACGUCUACAGCCGGCUCGGCUUUCUGCCCGCCCAGACGCCGCUUCUCCCGGCUCCCAGCCUCGGCGCCGCGGAGGGAGCCGAAAUGAGUGCGGCGUCGGCGUCGGCGCCCGAACGGGGUUGGAAGAGCGAAAAAGUGGAUGAGGCUCAGGCCCUGGCGCGGAGUUGCGCUGCCCGAAGACCCGACUUCCAGCCGUGCGACGGGCUCUCCAUCUGUGCCACCCACAGCCAUGGCAAGUGCUUCAAGCUGCACUGGUGCUGUCACCUAGGAUGGUGUCACUGCAAGUAUGUGUAUCAGCCCAUGACCCCUGUGGAGCAGCUUCCAAGCACUGAGAUUCCUGCGAAGCCUCGGGAACCCACCAACACCAUUCAGAUCUCAGUCUCACUCACUGAACACUUUUUGAAAUUUGCAUCUGUCUUUCAGCCGCCCCUCCCCCCUGAUUCGCCAAGGUACUGUAUGAUCUCAGACCUCUUUAUUGACAAUUAUCAGGUUAAAUGUAUUAAUGGGAAGAUGUGUUACGUGCAGAAGCAGCCGGCGUCACAUCCCCACAAAAUGAGCCCUGAGGAGGUCUCUGCACAUGAUGCCUUAAUUUCAAGAGAGAGCAGUACACCAAAAAUAGAUCACUGCUCUUCUCCCUCAAGUUCUGAGGACUCUGGGAUCAAUGCCAUUGGGGCUCACUAUGUGGAAUCGUGUGAUGAGGACACAGAAGAAGGAGCAGAACUGAGUUCAGAGGAAGACUACAGUCCAGAGAGCAGCUGGGAACCGGACGAGUGCACCCUUCUCUCCCCCUCACAGUCUGAUCUGGAAGUAAUUGAAACAAUAGAAACCACCGUGUGAGAGUCCAAGCAGGAAACCACGGCCUCUGAUCCAUGCUGAGCUUCUGUACUUUGGUCUGAUGGAUCCUUUUCCCACUGCAGUUGGUAUUUUCUACCCCUCUCUGACAACCAUAGCGGUUCACUGGUCUGCUGAUUAACUCCACUCUUAAAUUAGUCUUAGAACUAAGACCUUCUUUUUCUUAUAAAUGGUUUUCUUUUGUAUCUUGACUUAUUUUCUAUGUAGCAUCUGGUGUCAUGAAUUGUGACCCAGCCUUAAUUUCACUGGGAACUCUGAAAGCAGUGAGGUGAUGAUUAUCAUGGAUCAGGUUGAGGAACUACCCAUACCGAAGGAGACAGUGUUUCCUAUGUAGCCAGUUCUUGAGACACACACACACACACCCACCCACCUACCUACCUACCUACCCCCCCCAACCCCCUUGGCAAUCCUUUUGGUGUGCUGACAGGCACCCCUACCCUGCUAGUCUCCUGUGGGAAUCUGCUCAGCAGAGGGGAACCGAGUGUGCACUGUAGAUGCCAUUUUGUCCCUUUUCCCUUCUCCUCACCACCUGUUGCCUCGGCUUACUUCUGGGAGGUUACUGGAGGUUCGCUCGAUCCCUUGUUAUGGCCUGUGUGUGCAUACCCUGCGUGACCUGGGGACAGCCAGACCUUCAUUUAAGAAGAGAUGACGCCUUCAGUUUCACUUUCAAUCUGUCUUCAGCUGCGUGCCUUCGCUCUGCAGGGUGCAGAGUGGGAUGCAGACUGAGUAUCACCGGACUCCUACAGGAAGGGGUCCACAGUCCAGCAGAGGGCUGUGCUAACACGUGUGGGUGAUGGGACCCAGAAUGCUCUGGGAACCCAGGGGAAGGAGAGUAUGAGGCGUGCAGCUGGAGAAUGUGUUGCCACAUUUGAGCUGGCCUGUCGGUGGGUUCCUCAACAUUUCCCCAUUUUUCUUCAUUGUUCUUUGAAUCUGGGGAAAACUUUUAGGAAGUUAUAUAGGUAUUAUAUUUAGGAGGCAGCCACAUCUGACAUCUUAAGAAAAAAAAUCAAUAAUAGUCUUAGUUAGCAUGGAAAUGCUAAACACAGCAGUCCUUUAGGGAUUAGGAAUGAAUCUAAUAGGUUUGAUUAAUUCUGCUUCAUUUGGUUGUAUGAAGCAUUAGAAUGGCUUAGGUGAGAACUGGAUUAGAAUUCAGUAUGAUGCAUGGAUUUUUAUGCAAAUGCAAAAGCAGUUGAAAUAGUUUGCUGCUAAGUCAGGAGAAAAUAUUUUGUGUAAUAUUCGUUCACUUUACUACAGUAAUAUUCAUUGUUGUACAUGUUCUCUUUUCUCACACACACAAAAUGGUGAAUAAUUCUUUCUUACUUAGCUCUCUUCUGAAUUCUCCUAAUUUCCAUUUAUACAAGGUGUUAUUGUGGGAGUUGCUUAUCUGCCAUUGCUCCUCAUCUGCUCUCUGCGAGGCGUAGGUGAGAGUCCAGGAAGUUUAAAAUACAGCCUGAUGAAACUACAGCUGCCGAAGGUAGAGGUCAAGAAAUACUUUCUUAUGCCCUGACUUUGCGUGAGCAUGCUCUCGUGGCACUAUCUCAUGCUCUGUCCACAUUUUGGCACAUCUCUUAUGUGUCCCGUCAGUUUGUAUUUUAAGAAAUACGAAGAGGCCUGUUGUGUUCCAUCCUGAAGCCUCCAUGUGGCAUCCUUCACGAAUCACUCUAGGCAGAGUCUGCUUUCUUGGUUGUACAUGUAGUUCAAGUGAUUGGCUAGAACACUUUGUUAGGUCUAGGUGCCCAGAACGUCCCUAGGGUUUAGAAAGCAGAGUUUGCAUAUUCCUUUGAAAACAGUGGUAGUUAAAGCUUCCUGUGCUAGAUGAGAAUGCAGCAUAAAGUUUUCACUGACUGAAAUGUAAAGACUCAACAAGGCAGACAGCAAGGCAGAUGAGUAAGGUGGUGAGAGGAGCUCCAGAAACAGCAGACUCCAGGAAAGGGCAGGUGGAGGAGUGGGGGGGUUGCUGCCCAGAGAGGUCCUUUCCUGGCCCUGAUGGCUUAGGACAGACAUCUGAUGAGCCUGCCUGAGGUUCUCAGUGCCUCCGUGAUUGACUAGCCAGCUGAAGGCGGGCCUGGAAGCCCAACUCCCAUGAGCUGAGCUGUGCAGCCAGCCACUGUGUACUCAGGAUCGAAGCAGCGACACCAGGGUCCUUCCUGUCUGCACCUACCCUGUGGGUGAGCUCAGUGAAGCCCUCGGGUGAGCAUAUGGAGGGUGCUUCCCUGCACCGUUUUAUCAGUUCUGUACUCUGGGCUCACAUUCCUGUUAAAUCGAUUGGAGUCAACCACCAGGUCUCCAAAGCUAUGGAAGCAUGUGGUCACAGGGCCACAUUUCUGAGGCUGGCUGUGUCAGGGUUGGGGCCUUUAUCAGUAAUAUCUACGACUUUUGCCUAGGUUCCUGUUUUUUAAACUCCUGAACUGCCAUUCAGAUUACCCAUGAUUUUAAUGAAAUUUUUGGAUUUAAUAAUGGAUGAUAAUCACUUUAAAUAUUUGCACAAUCUCUUUAUAAUUAAAAAUUCACUAAGCUUCACUUACUACUAUUUUAUAGAAUGGAAGACGUUCCAUUGGAUUCUAAAUAUCAGAUGCUCCUAGAUCUCAAAAUAGUCUUUUCUAAACAAGCACAAGCAAGGGUUUCUUUGUCGUAGCAUUGUUAAUAAUUCUCUGAAAACCAUACAUGGUUGAACCAGAAUUGUUUCUUUAUGCUUGCUGAUAAGGAUAUGAAAGUGGGUAUUUACAACUUAAAUUCUAGGCCUACCUGUUAUAUAUUAUAUAAAAGAAUUUCACUGUAAACCUGAUAUUAUAUUGCUCAUUUGUAUAAGCAUAUUUAUAUAGGCACUUUAGAAAAUGUUUAGACUGCAAUGUGUAUUAUAGACAUCGAACACACAGUCAUGUUAAAUAGUAUUUGGGUUAAUACUUGUAUGUUGACAGGUACACAAACUUGAUAAUUUGAACCUAGUAGUUUGUUCACUUGGAGUAAAGAGUUGGGCUGGGUAGAUGGGGAAAGUGCUUUGGGGGCCUUUAUGGAAGCCUGGCACCAUUCCCACUUCCUGAAAGUGGAUGUAAGAGCGGUUAGGGUGGAAGAUGCAAAAGGAGUGCUGUGUGGAGUUCAGCUUUCUCACCUAACCAAGAUUUAUUUCGGAAUUCUUCAGUUUCAGAUAUUCUCAUAAAUUUUCUGAGAAAUGACAAAGCAAUUAAAAUACUUUUGUGGUUAUAAUGAUUUGGUACAUAAAUAAGGCUUUACAGUCAAAUCUAGGUAUUUUUUCCUUGAAAUUUUUAAGAUUUGAAGUAAGAAUCUGAGGAAAACCAUGCAGAAAACCAGUAGCUUUCCUGGGAAAGGAAGACUUGUACUUCAAAGUAAUAUGAUACAAAAUAAAACCAAAUAAACCACCCAAACUAAAACAAAAUGGUGAAGUCGUUGUCCUCAGGUACCUUUUGGAUUUUAUCUAGGAUCUAACACUGUUGUGGGGCUGGUGCUUUUAUUUUUUAACCUCUACUUCCUGGCCUGUUUGAAUCACUUCUUUAGGGACGAAUCAGAACAAACUCCUUUCAUACAAAUUUCUCUUUUUGGGUAAUAGGACACAGCCUAUUUUAGAAAACUGUCAAGAUACUCAGUAUGUUUGGCAGUAUAAAUACUACUAGGUAAAGGGGUCAGGGGGAAGCACAAGUUAAACUAAUAUUUAUAUGUCAGCUCUUGAUUAUUCCAUCUUGUUUGCAAAAUUGUAUUGACGUGUUUUGGCCUUUCACAUGAGGGAAACAAUGUUUUAACAGUUUUCUUUCCUGUCCCCUCUCCACAGGAGGUGAGGGCCAGAAUUGAGGAGGACAGUUGCAUUUUAGGUUUGUUUGAAUAGUCUGGGAUCCUGUCUCUUCCUGCAGGGGAGAAGAGAGGCAGGAAGGGGAGUCCUCACGGUCUCAGCACCGUGCACUCCAGGGAUGUCGGUAUUUCUCACAUCCAAACAUAAGUAUGAGGGCACUUAUCAAAAUUAAUUUUGGAAUUACCUUUUAAAAAUUUUAUGUCAUUACUCCCUUUCAUUACUCUGGGGACUGGAGAGUUAACUGCUGUGGAAGGGCCAUAUAUCUGUUAGUGCUUUGAGUUCUUUCUUCUGUUAAGACUGAAGCAGUGCUCUCUUAUAAUAUGAGUAAUUCUGAAAGCAGAUCAUCACUAGAGGCUUUAGUAUUGAGCUUCCUUAUUGUUGUGUCCAUAUACACUUUUUAAGGCUGUUCAUACCUUGCAAUAUUCUCUUACUGUGCUAAUUUUUACACCUGUCUAUUUCAAAGUUUUAAGCACAAUGUUGCUCCCUCUGUAAUUUCCUAAAAUUAUAUUCUGUUUUUCCUACAGUUAAAAUUUCCUUUAUGUAUAAUACUUUAGAAAAAUACUUAACUUGUAAAAUAAAUGUAAUUUUUUCUUUUGUACCAGCACAAAUCUGAUAUUUUGGAGUCUGGAAUGUUCUCUUCCCCUCACUUUUUCCUUUGGAGAGGUUCUGUCUGAUUUAAAUAACACAUUGUGAACUAAACAAAACAAAAAUCCACAUUUGUAAAGCAUGAAACUUGUAUACUGAGUGCUUAGUUUGUGCUAGGAAAUAAGCAGUUUGCAUCAUCAUCACACUUAGACUUUACAAGAACCAUGAAGUGCAGGUAAGUGUUAUUGUCUGUAAUAGGCACUCAUGGUCAACUGCUCAUGACUCCCAGAACACUUAGUAAUAGGAACACCAGCCACAGGAGGUUUAUACAAAUAAAACGUAACGUUCCCCCACGGUCUUUACUUCACACAAAGCCACAGGCUUUGCAUGUGGUUUACAUGUGCCUUGGAGACACGUCUACCCAGAGGACCCAGGGGAUGCACUUUAUAACCCAGGCUCAGCGUCCAGAUUGCAGCGUGGCAAAUCCGGAAGCUCCAUUCUUUAAUUCACACCUGGAAAAGAGCAGCUUGUGUGUGGGGGCGAUUUCAUUGAGUAGCCUCACUAGGGACUGCUAAGUAAAUUCAUUAUCAGUAAUAGUAAUAAUGCCAUUAAUAUUAUUAAUAAUUAUAGCCCAACCUUAACUGCUUUCCACAAGUAACCCUUACAGCAGCCUUCUGAGGGACAUUUCAGUACUGCACCUCACAAAUCCAGAACAGCGCUCAGGGAGGAAAUAUUUUUGUCUCAAGUGGCACAGCUUAUAGGUAGUAGGAGUCAGAAUUGAACCCUGUUACUUUGGCUCCAGAGCUCACGUUCUUGGCCCUCUGCCUGAGUUGCUCACUCUUGUAACACCUCUUCCCACCCUCAGGGUAGUUGGAGGCUGAGUCAGGAGGCUGCUGGUAAACCUGGGAGCAGAGCCGAGGGUGUUCCAUCCCUCUCUCUAACCCAGCAAACACAUUCCCACGGGCUGGUGCUCAUUCCUCAUCCAAUGUGGCUGCUCUCAGGCAGUGUUGGAGAAACACCAACAGGCUUCCUUCCUCCCUCCCCCUUUUCUGUGCUCCACACAGACCUCCUCCCAGUGUGCACGCGCGCGCGCACACACACACACACACACACACAUACACACCAUUUUGCUGAAAAUAUCUCUGUGCUUUGAUAGGCUGUUGCUGCUUCCAUGUUUAAUCACAUCUUGACGAGCAUUCUAGGCUGGCUCUUUCUGUCUUCACAAAAGAUGACUUGUCUGAAAAUGACUUUUGCCGACAGCAAAUCUAAUCUACUGUGUGUGCAUUUUACUCACUUAACUACAUAAUUGUAUUGCCAAGUUCUAGAAGGCAUCUCAUUGUAGCCUCUUAACAACUGCUGACUACAUACACUUUUAUUCUGCAAUAAACUUUAAUUUAGCAUCUUG
Suricata suricatta (meerkat) is the source of this 6698-nucleotide messenger RNA. RefSeq names its product chromosome 5 C3orf70 homolog (gene C5H3orf70). The transcript is spliced from 2 exons. Lineage: Eukaryota; Metazoa; Chordata; Mammalia; Carnivora; Herpestidae. The coding region runs from base 139 to 891 and encodes 250 amino acids. The record is from RefSeq and is a predicted model, not a curated record.